Danio rerio (zebrafish) is the source of this 3660-nucleotide messenger RNA. The record is from RefSeq and is a predicted model, not a curated record. NCBI's taxonomy places the organism in Eukaryota, Metazoa, Chordata, Actinopteri, Cypriniformes, Danionidae.
ACUCGCGAUUCGAACUCUAUUCCGAGCUCUGCGCGUUUCAGAUCCGCGGUGCCGCUGAAUAGUCAAUAGUGAUCAGUUUUACGCACGGACGUAUAAUUGACAUUUGGAAGACGACAGUGAAACCAAACGUGAAGAAACUCGUCGUGAUUUUGGUCCCAAUCCGUUGGUGCUACUAGAGGCAUGUUGAGAAGAGCGAGAGGUUUUAUAGUUGGGCAAGAUUUACUAUGCGCGUGCCAGACUCCGCCUACCGCACGGCGCGUCAUUGGCGAGUAACGGCGAAGGGGAGUCACUCCCCUGCCUACUUUUAAUAGCUUUGUCAUGUGAUGGAAAGCAGUUGUAAGACAGGUGCCCUCGGUUCAUUGUCAGUGAGGGGCGCGAGGGAACGAGUGGAUUUUCUCUUUUGCCCGUGAUUUCUUUUUUAUUUUUCCGUGCCGUCAUUCAGGGGCUGGAUGGCGUGGGACAGGUGUAAUCAGGAUUCGGUGUGGAGAGAACUAGAGUGCGCUGCCUUGGUUGGUGAAGACCAGCCCCUUUGCCCUGACCUGCCUGAGCUUGACCUUUCUGAGCUGGAUGUCAGCGACCUCGACGCGGAUAGCUUUCUGGGAGGACUCAAGUGGUACAGCGACCAAUCAGAAAUCAUUUCCAGUCAGUAUGGCAAUGAAGCAUCCAACCUGUUUGAGAUAGAUGAGGAAAAUGAGGCCAACUUGCUGGCAGUGCUCACAGAAACCCUGGACAGUAUCCCAGUGGAUGAAGACGGGUUGCCUUCGUUCGAAGCCCUGGCAGAUGGGGACGUGACCAAUGCCAGUGAUCAGAGCUGUCCUUCUACCCCUGACGGCUCGCCACGCACCCCAGAGCCAGAGGAGCCUUCCCUGCUGAAGAAGCUCCUCCUGGCCCCUGCUAACUCCCAGCUCAGCUAUAAUCAAUACCCAGGUGGCAAGGCACAGAACCAUGCAGCCAGCAACCAACGGAUCAGACCAGCACCUGCUGUUGCCAAGGUAGCUGCUCACCGCACUUCUUGCAUCAAAGGCCUGACAGAAAACCCCUGGAACAGCAAACCACGAGGGGCCUGUCCCAACCGGUCCAUGAGACGUCCCUGCACUGAGCUGCUCAAGUACCUCACCUCUAGCGACGAGGCCUUCCAGACCAAAGCCGGUGAAGCCAAGAGCACCUGGACAGGUUGCGGCAAGGACAGGGGAGGUGCUUGCAUCUCAUCCUGCUCGUCUUCUUCCUCUCCAUCGUCCUCGUCCACCUCCUCGUUCUCCUCCCUGUCGUCCUGCUCGUCUUCCACCGCCUCCAAAAAGAAGACGUCCUCUGCCUCCCCAUCAUCACAGCAGCAGCAGCUGGCAGUGCAGGCCCAGCGAGCCAAACCAACCAUCUUGCCACUUCCUUUGACCCCAGAGUCUCCAAAUGACCACAAGGGAUCUCCGUUUGAGAACAAAACCAUUGAACGCACACUGAGUGUGGAGAUCUGUGGAACCCCAGGUCUGACACCACCUACCACGCCUCCUCACAAAGCCAGUCAAGAGAACCCUUUCAAAGUAUCACUCAAAAACAAGCUGUCUUCAUGCUCUCCCUCGGCCCUGACAAGCAAAAGGCCCAGGCUGAGUAAUGGGGGCUCUUGCCCUCAGCCAACCAGCGGCUCUAUUCGGAAGGGCCCAGAGCAGACUGAGCUCUAUGCCCAGCUGAGCAAGGCGUCCUCCACUAUGCCCCAAGGGGGCUUGGAGGAUCGUCGGGGCAAGCGGCCCAUGCCCCGUGUCUUUGGCGAUCAUGACUAUUGCCAAUCUACAAGCACAAAACGAGACAGCACCACCCCAGCUGCAGUGGUACCCGGGCCAACAGAGGGCCGGCAUGUGGAAUGUAAAGACUUAAACAUGCCAACCUCCACUACUACGACAUCAUCGUUGUCUUCCACCCCCCCUUCGUCUUCCUCACUGGCCAGGCAGCUUCAAGGCCUUUCCCCAACACCUCAGGAGGCUUGUCCGGACACAUAUGCUCACGUGCAGCACCACGACUCAAGCUCCAAAAUGACAAUGGACUGCAGUUCUGGUGGCAGGAAACUUCUUAGGGACCAGGAGAUCCGGGACGAGCUCAACAAGCACUUUGGAAAGCCUCAGCAAGCCUUCUAUAGCGGGGUAGUGGGAGAGCCGAGGGGCAAACAGCCAAUUGAGGACAGUGACUCUGGGGAUGAGUACCCGGGUCUACUCGGCGACUACAUCCACCCAGGUCUGCCUGAUUUCGAGGACCUGGAGGUAGGCCGGGAGCGCCUGUUCUACUUGGGGGAAGGUUCUCCACUCGAGCUGCUCCUCGAAGGGUCACCCUCCAGCUCCCCUUCCAGCAGUUCCUUUUCAUGGUGCUCUGUCUCGCCUCCUUCCUCUCAGCUCUCCCCACAGCACCUCCGCUGGCCACGCUCCAUCUCCCGCUCCCGUUCUCGUUCUUCAUCUCACCACAGGCGCAGAUCCCUCUCCAGGUCUCCCUACUCCCGCUCCGGGUCUCCCAGCAGCCGUUCUCCCUCUUGGUCUCCUCGCAACAUGGACGAAAGCACUUUCACUCCCAGGAUUUGUGGAAACCCUCAGUCCCAGUCGCAUUCUCUUUUUGGUCGGAGACCCAGGUAUGACAGCUAUGAGGAAUACCAGCACGAGCGUCUGAAGCGAGAGGAGUACCGACGCGACUAUGAGAAACGGGAAUGUGAGAGGGCCGAGCAGAGGGAGAGACAACGGCAAAAAGCAAUAGAGGAGAGGCGAGUGGUGUAUGUGGGACGUCUUCGCGCCGACAGCACACGCACCGAGCUCAAACGCCGCUUUGAAGUCUUCGGCGAGAUUGAGGAGAGCACAGUCAACCUGAGACAUGACGGGGAUAACUUUGGCUUCAUCACCUACCGCUACACUUGUGAUGCUCUCGCUGCCCUUGAGAAUGGACACACUUUGCGCAGGUCGAACGAACCUCACUUUGAGCUCUGCCUUGGUGGACAAAAGCAGUACAGCAAAUCCAAUUACACAGACUUGGAUUCCCACUCUGACGACUUUGAUCCAGCCUCCACUAAAAGCAAGUACGACUCCAUGGAUUUCGACAGCUUGUUGCGAGAAGCCCAGUACAGCCUGAGAAGGUAAUGAACACCACUGUACCGGCUGGAUGCAGACAGGGGGAUCUGCAAUACCUCACUGUUCUUUCAGUUCUUUCAAUACAAGACUGCAGACGCUUUACUCUUGACACACAGAGAGAAAGAGAGAGUAUAUGUGGACAGAAAAGCUCUACGCAUAAGGGAUAUAUAUAUAUAUAUAUAUAUGUAUAUCUGCAAGCAAAGUUUACAUGAACAUAAGCUGCUGAACUGGAGGAGAGACUCAACCUUAAAGUAGCCGACUCUACUUUUUAGUGGACUACACAGAUAGCGUGGCUCCGAAAGAGAUCUUCAUCCACACACCGCGAACAAACACAAAAACGAACAAAAAAAAAAAAAGUGCAGCUCGUUCAGUCUGUUUUUAUGGUUUGGAGUUUAUUUUUGUGGGCUUUUUCUGUUCCUCUUUGAUUUUUUAAAAAAAUAUCUGGUGUUUGGAUGUGGUGUUACGUUUAUUGGCGGAGGGGUUUGGGGGGAAAUCACUUUGGAUGUUCAAGGUAACGUCGUCUACUUUUUGCUAAAGUGAGGAUGUAGUCGGCUAUUUACAACAA